Cottoperca gobio is the source of this 2478-nucleotide messenger RNA. It is a transcript of the gene nceh1a, whose product is annotated as neutral cholesterol ester hydrolase 1a. Bases 130 to 1389 code for a protein of 419 amino acids. The transcript is spliced from 5 exons. Gene Ontology annotation, cellular component: membrane. Lineage: Eukaryota; Metazoa; Chordata; Actinopteri; Perciformes; Bovichtidae. The record is from RefSeq and is a predicted model, not a curated record. Gene Ontology annotation, molecular function: carboxylic ester hydrolase activity.
UCUAGUGCUAACUCUGCAGCCUGGUUGGCCCUCCAGUGAGUAACCAGCUGCAGCCAGCAGAGUCAGUCUGCACCGCCUCUGUCAGCUCGUCCAUGAGUCACUGAAGGUACUACAGCUGUCAGACACAAGAUGAGGCUGCUGCCAGUUGUUGUUACUCUGUCACUCACAGUGGCGCUCGCUUAUUAUGUUUACAUCCCGCUGCCUGAUGCCAUCCAGGAGCCGUGGAAGCUGAUGAUGCUGGUUGCUGGAUUCCGAGCAACGAUGCACCUGGGCUCAUUGAAGGAUUGGCUGGGCUUUGACCAUCACAUGAGGUCAAUCAGGCAGUCCACAGAUAGUUUUGAAGGCCUGAUGGAGGGGCUGCGCAGUUCUGUGUCCGGCGGAGGGGUCAUGCCAGGGGUAAAAGUCAGCGACAUCACUUUCGACGGUGUCCAGGUCCGUGUUUACGAGCCGCCGGCCGGAGGGGAGGGUCAUCUGAGGAGAGGGUUGAUGUAUCUCCACGGAGGAGGCUGGGCCUUAGGCAGUGUCAAGCAGGGUUCGUAUGAUUCCAUCAACCGGAUGUUGUCCGACGAGCUCAACACUGUUGUGGUCUCUGUUGAGUACCGCAUGUAUCCAGAGGUGCACUUUCCAGUGCCGUAUUUAGACUGCCUUGCCGCUGCCAAACACUUCUUGUCCCCAGAGGUUCUGGCCAGGUAUGCAAUCGACCCCGAGCGUGUGGCUGUGGCAGGUGACAGUGCUGGAGGAAACAUGGCUGCUGCGGUCGCUCAGGAGAUUUCCCUAGACGACACAAUGAGUGUGAAAUUCAGCGUCCAGGCGUUGGUCUACCCAGUGCUCCAGGCUCUUGACUUCAACACGCCUUCCUACUUGCAGAACCAACAAAUACCCCUCCUCUACCGGCCCCUCAUGAUCCUCUUCUGGCUGCAGUACCUCGGCGCUGACCUCUCCCUACUGUCCCAGUUGCUGGCGAAAAACCACACCUUCUUACACCACUCGAACGUCACCCCAGAGCUGAGGGCGCGGGUAGACUGGACCGUCCUCCUGGACCCGAAACACAAGAAGAACUACAAGCCUCUGAUUAUGGAGAAAGGUUCACAGGGGGCAGUGAAGGAGGUGCCGGGGCUGCUGGACGUGAGGGCGUCGCCGCUGUUAGCAGGACCGGAGGUUUUGGCUAAAAGCCCUCGAGCGUACAUCCUAACAUGCGAGAAUGAUGUGUUGAGAGAUGAUGGCCUGAUGUACGCACGACGCUUACAGGACGCGGGCGUCACCGUCACCGUGGACCACUAUGAGGACGGCUUCCAUGGAUGUUUCAGCCUCGUAACCUGGCCAAUAGAAUUUGAUGUAGGGAAGAGAGCGCUCAGAGGUUACCUCAACUGGCUGCAGAACAACUUGUAGGAGUGUGUAUGCGUGUGUGAAAGGGAGUGAAAGUGUCUUUAUAAGCUGCAUGUGUGUGAGUGAGUGUGUGUGUUUCACUGAUACAAAUGCACUAGUCCUUGCUUUAUGAAUCAUAAGGGCUAAUACAUGCACAGCCACAAGCUUAUGGAUAAAUGAAUCAGCUGCUUCCACUGGGAAGAACCACAUCAGUACACUGAUUCUUAUCCACACCGCAAACACAUGAGACAUAUAUUUCACAAGGGUUGUAAUUGGGUUUUAUACUUAUCUUUUAGAAUAAAACAAACAAAGGUUCAUGUUAGCAUUGCUACCAGCAAGUUAACCUUUGUCCCCCACUUUGGUCCAGACUGAAACAUCUCAACAACUAUUGAAUAGAUUGACAUGUUGCCCCGAGGAUAAACCCCAAUGACUUUAGUGAUCCCCUGACCUUUCCUCCAGCAGCACCACAAGGUUGACAUUUGUGGUUUCUAGUGAAAUGUGUUGACAACUAUAGAUUGUCAUGAAUCUUUUGUAAUAACUUUGGUGAAUCCUUAACUUUAUAUUGUCAGGGGGAGAUUAUAAUUGGCUCAAAGCUUUGUUUUCGUGACCAAUAUCUGCAAAGCUAACACUCCCAUCAUCCUCGGCCAUAGCCUAGUUUGUAUGUUAAGUGCUCACAUGCUAGCAUGCUAACACGCUAAACAAAGAUGGUGAACAUUAUGUGCUUAGCGUCAGCACUUUAUUAUCGUGAUGUUAGCAUGCUGGCGUUAGCAUUUAGCGUCUUGUUAUAGUAAGAAAGAACAAAGUUCACAUGAAACAUAGGACAGAUAACGUGUGUGUGUGUGUGUGUGUGUGUGUGUGUGUGUGUGUGUGUGUGUGUGUGUGUGUGUGUGUGUGUGUGUGUGUGUGUGUGUGUGUGUGUGUGUGUGUGUGUGUGUGUGUGUGCUCUCUCUGCACUUCAGAGGGUGAUGUCUUCCCUUACAUGCCGCUUGACAAUCACUGAUGUAAUGCAGUACUUACUUAAUUAAACUUCCAUUUAUAAUUCACAUUGUGUUCUACUUGCGGGACAUUCUGUAUCUGAAUGUGCACUUAAAAUGAAAUAAAUGUUUUGUGAUU